Messenger RNA from Dinoponera quadriceps, 2451 nucleotides. RefSeq names its product protein gooseberry-like. The coding region runs from base 86 to 1303 and encodes 405 amino acids. Lineage: Eukaryota; Metazoa; Arthropoda; Insecta; Hymenoptera; Formicidae. The transcript has 6 exons. The record is from RefSeq and is a predicted model, not a curated record. Gene Ontology annotation, biological process: anatomical structure development; regulation of transcription by RNA polymerase II. Gene Ontology annotation, molecular function: DNA-binding transcription factor activity, RNA polymerase II-specific; RNA polymerase II cis-regulatory region sequence-specific DNA binding.
CAGAGAGAAAGAGAGAGAGAGAGAGAGAAAGAGAGAGAGAAAGAGAGAGAGAGAGAGAGAGGGAGAGACUGGAAGCAACAGCUAGAUGGCAGUCAGCACUCUCAAUAUGGCACCCUACUUCACUGGAUACCCUUUCCAAGGACAGGGUCGCGUGAACCAGCUGGGCGGUGUGUUCAUCAACGGCCGUCCGUUACCGAACCAUAUCCGAUUGAAGAUCGUCGAAAUGGCAGCGGCCGGUAUCAGGCCGUGCGUCAUCUCCAGACAACUGAGAGUCUCUCACGGCUGCGUCUCGAAGAUCUUGAAUCGGUAUCAGGAAACGGGAUCGAUCAGACCCGGUGUGAUCGGUGGUAGCAAACCGCGAGUCGCGACGCCGGAGGUCGAGGCGAGGAUCGAGGAUCUCAAGCGGCAAAACCCGGGAAUCUUUAGCUGGGAGAUACGCGACAAAUUAAUCAAGCAGGACGGAGUUUGCGACAAAGCUUCGGCACCGUCGGUGUCGAGCAUCUCCAGACUCCUACGCGGACCGACCAAUCAGACUCGUCCUGACGACCCGCGCCGGAACCACUCCAUCGAUGGGAUCCUCGCUGGAAGUAGCGGCGAUGACUCCGACACGGAAAGCGAGCCAGGUAUCGCGCUCAAAAGGAAACAACGAAGGAGUAGGACUACCUUUACCGGCGAGCAACUGGAGCAACUGGAAGCGGCUUUUCAUCGCACGCAAUAUCCCGAUGUAUACACGAGGGAGGAACUCGCGCAAAAAACGAAAUUGACGGAAGCACGAGUGCAGGUCUGGUUCAGCAACAGGCGCGCCAGGCUUCGUAAACAGCUCAACAGUCAACAGCUGAACGCCUUCAACACUAUGAGUCUACAGUCUUUCCAGACCCAGCACUAUGGCAGCGGUGCUGAGAGCUAUCAGAGCUACGGACAGGCGAGCGUUGCUGCCGCCGCAGCAACCACUGCCGGUUAUUCCCAACAUUACAACUAUGGGGAGAACUAUUAUGCGGCGCAGCAACAAUGGCCACGGGCGACUCCGGAAAAUUAUGGAUUGUUCAACGCCUCCCAUUACGGCAGCGGCAACCUUGCCUCCAACCUGACUUCCAGCAAUCUCAAUCUGGGCAGUCUGGGUGGCAGCGUAAGCCCGACCGCGUCUAACAUGAGCGCCUGCAUGGUGCAAAGCGCAUCCUCUUCCGGGGUGCCAGCCCCGACGGGAAUGACGCACCACGUGACACCUCACAGCCCCAGCGAGGCUAAGAGCGGAUAUCCGUACUUGGGUGGCAUUGAUUCCCAGGUUUGCGGAAGAGUCCACUGAAGUGCUAAGUAAUACUAAGUAAUCGUAAGAAUGACUCGUCAUGGAAUCGGUCGCAUGUGCGAUUACGCAAUACAACUGCGAGAUGAAGGAGAGAGCCGGCUUGAAUAUAAUAGCCGCUCGUUAUUGUUAUCUGUUUUCAUUCUUUUUCUUUCCAAUUCAAAGCUGAGUGUAAAAGUGUUCGCGCGUACGGCCCGGGAAAAUGAUUUGUAUCCAUGUAAAAAUGUGUAAUAUUUUCCUAGUUUUUGUUGUUACGUUGUUACGUUGUUACUGUCGCGUUUUUUCCUUUCUCCUUUGUUCAGAGAACGAAAUGACACGGGUGUUAAUUAACACUCACGAAGAGACGACCGGGUCUACUUCUUCAUUCAAUUUUCGACGUCUGAGUGUUAAUCGCGUUUCUCCGAACAAAAAUCGCAAACCGUUAUGACGAUCGUGGAUUCGCGAGGUUAUCGUUGCGCAUCGACCAGAUCUUCGAGAAGAAAACUGAGAAAUCUUCUUUUUUGCAAAUUAUCUAUCUUGUUAAAUAUGUGGUAUUUUAUAUGUAAUAUUAUAUCGAGAAAAUGUGUAAAUUGCAAAGCGGAAUUACGUUUGAAUUUUUGAUGAGAUUUUCUUAUUUAUAGGCAUGCACUUGCUGCGCGUGGCGAUCGAUGCGCAACAAGUAAACUGAAAGUGUAAAUAUAUCGAGUGUAACUCUCUCCUUGAUAGUAUUUCCUCAGUGAUGCUAUUGCAUAUUUAUGUUAGAUUAAAAUUCACGUUAAAUCGUACGCAUAAAUAUAAGCCACGCACCGAAUUCUAAGGAGAAUCGUAUAAUUAAGACAAGAUUCGUUCGUUAGUAUAAUUAGCAAUUACGUAUAAUCGUAACAAUAGUGCCUCGAUGUUUUAGUAUUCUAGAAAAUUGCUUUAUUAUAAUGGCUAUACGAUGUAAGUGUAACUAUCUGUGAAUAUAAACGGAAUAUAUUUUAUUAUAGUUCUAAAGUUGUACACAUCUACACGUGAAUAAUGCGAGAGAAUCGUAAAAAAAAAUGAUUAAAAAAAAAUAUUCCUAUCAUAAUUGAUGUUGCGAUCCAACGGAUUAUUUAAUUGGCCAGUUACUUAAGAUUAUUGUAUAUAACGACGACAGCCCGCAUAACACACCUAACGAUUAUAUCCGA